UACAUUGAGCGCGGCCACGACGUGCGUGCGUCGGUGGGAACCCUCUGUACGGCGUCGGUGUUGGAGAGCUUACCAGCCACACGGCGCGGUGUAGGUGGCGGACAGGCAGCGAGCGGAUAAAAACAAAAUCUAUAUCGGGACAGCCCCAGCUGUCAGCGGCAGAAACCUGAACAGGUGGCCCCUUCAGUGUCUUAGCAGUACGCGUCAAGGUGCAGAGACCCUCAACAGCUUGCCUCGCCCGCUAAUCUCCUCUCUGACGACAGCGCAUUUACCUCGUGUGCGUAAAACCGGGAGUACAGCAGGUUCGGGGUUCGCGGGUCUGAUCAGACGGCAGGAUUGUACUCAGCAGUGUCGACCGAGUCCUCUUCACGAAGUUGCGUCUCGGAAAGCGUCUGUGUUUUGAGGCUUGAUUGAAGAGUUGGAUACGAUGACUCUGUGUUGGAUUUUAUAAUCUCUCCCCUCUGUGUUUGGAUUGUCCAGCAGCUGUAACGACUGACACUGAUAACAAAGCAUGUUGCCAGAAAUAAAUAACAAGACGUCACGACCAGAGGCCUUCCCUCACCCUCACAGGCUCCCUGUAGAAGGCAACCGCCUUGGAACAAACCGGCCCUGCUCACAGAAGUUUGCUCCCGGUGUGGGAACCUUGCCUCAGCUUGAGCCGCCAGUGGUCCAGGUGGUGGUCAGCAAUGCCAAAAAUCAACACCAGCAGUCGGACAACAUCCUGCCCCAAAUCGCCACCAAAGGGGGCCAAAACAACUAUCCGACACACCAGGAUGAGAGGCCGAAGCCCACACAGCAGUUCGCCAUGCGCUUUGGUGCAGCAAUGGACAAAGUGUCAGUCUCCCGUAACAGCAAGAUCUUAAGCAACAAGCUGGAGAAAGAGAAAUCAUAUGAGGGACAGAGGUUACCCAUGUCCCCCAUAGAGGCACUGAAGAACUUCCAGGAGCGACUGACGGAGUUUGAGCAGGAGGAGAUCAUGGACUACGCAGAGAUCUGGUUCAUGGGCGUGGGCUCUCAGAAGAUUGAGGGUUCCCAAGGCACACCGCAGAACAACGGAUAUGAUGACGAGCAUGGAAGCUACAUCAGGGUGCUGCAUGACCACAUUGGCUACAGGUUUGAAGUGCUUGAAGUGAUUGGGAAAGGCUCCUUUGGGCAGGUCCUCAAAUGUCUGGACCACAAGACCAAUGAACUCGUGGCCAUUAAAAUGAUACGCAAUAAGAAGAGGUUUCAUCACCAAGCUCUGGUGGAGCUGAAGAUCCUGGACGUGAUAAAGAGGAAAGACAAAGACAACCUCCACAACGUCAUCCACAUGAAGGAGUACUUCUACUUCCGCAAUCACCUCUGCAUCUCCUUUGAGCUCCUCGGGGUGAACUUGUACGAGCUCAUUAAAAAAAACAACUUCCAGGGCUUCAGUCUGGCUCUCAUCCGUCGCUUCACCCAUGCUCUGCUCAGGUGCCUGCAGAUGCUGCACAGGGAGAAGAUCAUCCACUGUGACCUCAAACCGGAGAACAUCCUUCUAUCUCAGAGAGGACCAGGGAACAUCAAGGUUGUGGACUUUGGAUCAAGCUGUUAUGAACAACAAAGGGUUUACACCUACAUCCAGAGUCGCUUCUACCGCUCUCCAGAGGUCAUCCUGGGGCACCCCUACAGCAUGGCCAUCGACAUGUGGAGUCUGGGUUGCAUCCUUGCUGAGCUCUACACAGGCUAUCCUCUUUUCCCAGGAGAGAGCGAGGCGGAGCAGAUAGCUUGCAUCAUGGAGGUUCUCGGAAUGCCUCCAAAUGAUUUUGUUCAGUCUGCAUCGAGGAGGAGGUUGUUCUUUGACUCAAAAGGAAACCCCAGGAACAUCACUAACAGCAAGGGGAAGAAGAGGAGACCCAACUCCAAGGAGCUGUCUGCUGCACUGAAAACUAAUGACGCUUUGUUCUUAGACUUCAUCAAACGCUGCCUCACCUGGGAUCCAACCAAGCGUAUGACUCCUGAUGAGGGCCUACAGCAUGCAUGGAUCCUGGAGGGGAAUUUCAACAAAGUUCGGCCAAGGCCAACCAGGCCAACUGUGAAGAAGACCUCUGACAGUUCAACCAGCACAGACAAUAGAGCUGCAGAGAAGGUCAACUCAGAGAGCAGCCCUACUGACAAGCUGAAGAGAGACAGUUCAGAAACAGGAACAAAAAUGUCCCCCGCCGAACGUCUGCGGCCCAUUGGGGCCUCAGCAGAGGAGGAGGUGUGUGAGAAUGAGGGCAAGUUCUCUGCGGAUACCAAGCAACAAGAAGGAGGUGGCGAGAGGCCUGUUCACAUCAUCAUAAAGCCGAAAGAGGAAGUGGGCACAGAGAGGAUGGAUAGCCAGGAACCGUCUCAGUGUUUGCCCCUGAUCAUCUAACAAAGGGAAUUGUGCUGCAUUCAUAACAAGCGGGAACUGGGAGCGUGUCUCACAUCCCAUCUGAGAGUGAUCUGAAUGGUUAUGUAGAAGUAAAUGGAUGGUUGAGGGAAGGUUGCUUUUGUUGGCCCUACACACACAGAAAACGUAAAGAUUAUUCACAUUCUCAUUUGCUACAAACACUGCCACGUUGUGUUUGUGCCUGUAUGAUGUGACCGAACAACAUAUUAGAGAAGCGAGAGGCAGAGAAAGGUCUGGAACUUCAGGUUGGAAAGCAGCUAAUCAAACAAAAUACUGAUGUACAGAGCGGACACACAGAUCUUCAGCAAAGAGGGACAUUUCCUUUUUAUUGAUUUAGGUAUAGUCAAGUGUAUUUUUUUUCUAUGGAACUUGGAGUUUGUAUGACAGUGAAAUCAUAAAACCAGUUCAUCUUUUUUUUUUUUUUACAAAGGAGUCAGGAUGCAGUUGCAGGCAGACAUUUUGUUUGUAUGUGUCACAACAGAGACGUUACAGUGUCUGCCACAUAGAAAUGCUAAAAAUCAAAUGGUUUAAAACACAGUUCAUAGCACAGCCACAACUUCCUGCUGUCUCUGUCUCCUGUAUUAUUUAUUGAACCCAAUCUUUGCUGUGCAUUGAAGUCUUUGAUAAACAGGUUAGACUUUACACACUUAUACGUUUUCAGUUUCCAUGUUAAAAAACAUAGUAGCUGACCUAAAAAAAAAGUGCAUGGGUAUGAAAUUGAUCAUAUUGUUGUUUUUGCAUCUUAUCAUUUUUUUUUCUUUUCAACAUUUUAGCAUUACUUUCAUAAUGGUAAAAGUAAACAAUUGUGUGCAAUAAAGGCUGAGCCAAAAAUGUUUUUUUUUUUUUUUUAAAUUCAUGUUAAAGGAAUAAUUGUCGUGUACUUUUUAAUUGUAGAAUGUUGGUGAUGAAAUAUCGGUUAUUAGUUAUUUUGUUUAUUUAUUAUGGAAUAUAUUUGAGCCUAUGUUUCAUAUUUGUUCAACAAUUUAAUUCAACAGUCAUAAAAGAUGUAUUUGUAAUAGAAUGUAUUGUAUAUUACUGCUGUAAUUUCCUAUGUCUGUGUAAUACAGAACACAUUUUAAGAAAAUAUUUCAGAUAUUUGAGGGUGUAGACAAGGUUUUACUUGUUGUGUUGUUUCUGUAUGAAAGCAUUUUGUAUGUCUGUGUUAUUCAUAAUAUUUUUUAUAUUAGAAACAAAAAGACAAUCCUAUUAUUGAUAGUUUGUGCCUUGCAGUAUUAGAAAUCUUGCACUUUACUAUUGUGUGUGCGUACACCUGGAUUAGAAACUACUGGAUGUCACACAGACAAGGGUUCAGAAUACCCCACCGGGAUCUCUUUUAUCUAAUGGUUACAGAGCAUAAUAAAACAGUUGUUUCAUUAUCAUGUACAUGUUCUUUGUACAAUUGGUCAAAAUGUUCAUUUGAGAACAGAGAUCUAAUUGAAAUUGAUGAUAGACUUGUGCCCUCACUGUCUAUUAGCUUAGCAAGCAGAGAUUCAAUGAGGAUGGAUUGUAGCUGAAAUGUGAAAAGUCAAGAAAAAUCAUUUUUAUGUCUUUUAUGAUGAAAUAAAACGUUGUUUCAAGGA
Molecule: messenger RNA, 3975 nt
Organism: Acanthopagrus latus (yellowfin seabream)
Lineage: Eukaryota; Metazoa; Chordata; Actinopteri; Spariformes; Sparidae
Gene: dyrk4
Product: dual-specificity tyrosine-(Y)-phosphorylation regulated kinase 4
Exons: 14
Coding region: 512-2377 (621 amino acids)
Biological process (GO): peptidyl-threonine phosphorylation; peptidyl-serine phosphorylation
Cellular component (GO): nucleus
Molecular function (GO): protein serine/threonine/tyrosine kinase activity; ATP binding; protein serine/threonine kinase activity
Source: RefSeq, a predicted model, not a curated record